GAUUUCUGUUUCAGCGAUCAAGAAUGUCGACUAAUGUUGGUCAAGUGAUUCGAUGCAAAGCGGCGGUGGCCUGGGAAGCUGGGAAGCCACUGGUGAUUGAAGAAGUGGAGGUGGCGCCACCCCAAAAAAGGGAAGUCCGGAUAAAGAUCCUCUUCACCUCCCUGUGCCACACCGACGUUUACUUCUGGGAAGCCAAGGGUCAGAAUCCUGUGUUUCCUCGAAUUUUAGGUCAUGAGGCUGGAGGGAUUGUGGAGAGUGUUGGGGAAGGAGUGACUGAUCUUCAAAUGAUGAAAAGUUUGUUGCAGGAACUUGAGGUGGAGAAGUUCAUAACACAUGAAGUGCCAUUUUCUGAGAUCAACAAGGCCUUCGAUUUGAUGCAUAAAGGUGAAGGUCUUCGUUGCAUCAUUCGCAUGGAUGCAUAG
Cynara cardunculus var. scolymus (artichoke) is the source of this 422-nucleotide messenger RNA. RefSeq names its product alcohol dehydrogenase class-P-like. Gene Ontology annotation, molecular function: S-(hydroxymethyl)glutathione dehydrogenase [NAD(P)+] activity; zinc ion binding. Bases 24 to 422 code for a protein of 132 amino acids. Gene Ontology annotation, cellular component: cytosol. Gene Ontology annotation, biological process: formaldehyde catabolic process. The transcript is spliced from 5 exons. The record is from RefSeq and is a predicted model, not a curated record. Lineage: Eukaryota; Viridiplantae; Streptophyta; Magnoliopsida; Asterales; Asteraceae.